ACGGCCUCUGUGAUUAAUUCCCGAUGUAGUGUUGGUGCAGAUUUAUUAUUUGAAUUGUUGAAGAUGUCAUCAGGCCUUACAGAGGAACAAAAGAGGAGGAUUGAAGAGAAUCGGCGGAUAGCUUUGGCUCGGAGAGCAGAGAGGCUGGCAGUCCAGAGAGCUGGGCAGGUGGGGAUUGCUGCACCUCAGGUGAAAGAACAGAGCCCAGGCAAUCAGAGAAACUCGAAGGAAGAAAACAACCAUGCCAGGUUCACCGGCCAGCACCAACAGAAUCCAAACAAUCCUGUGGAGCAGAAGAGCUAUCUUCAGAAAGGUUAUAACCAUUACACUGCAAACCAACAGAUGGCUGGUUCACAAAGGGAGCAGCAAAAGAAUUGUUCAGAGGACUCAGAACAAGCAAGUGGCCUUAAGCAUUUCCCUACAACGAUCCCAAAUUCUUUGAGUUAUUCCCAUAAACAUUACUUGGAUGCUGGUGGUCAGGAACAUGGACAACAAGCUUUAAUUAAUCUUGGAACCUCCCAGCAGUCCAAAUGCUACCCAGCUUUCAAAAACUCCACAGAACCAUCUCAUCCUACGUUAACUGAUAACACGCACCCUGACGGUAGUAAAAAUUUACAAAGUCUGAACAAAUCUGCCAUAAAAUAUGUUUUACCAUCAAGCAGUGCCGCCCCAAGUGAUUCAGAAAUGCCGAUAAACACAAGCAGACUGACAGAAAGAAAAGGGAAAGGUGUUGUAUCUCAGGUCAGUGGUAGGAUGCAGAAGGUGACCAACACUUCUGGUGUGGACUCUACCUUUGAAACUGCCUCUGGCAAGAAAGCAAAUAAUGUUACAAAAGGAAAAUGUGUGAAAUAUGGGGAAGACCGAUUCCAGGUCGAAAUAGGGUAUAAUGCUGAACUAAUUACUGUGUUUAAGAAGGUACCAAGCAAAGCCUACGAUCCUGCUAUGAAAAAAUGGAAUUUCAGCUUGGGAGAUUACAGCAGUCUCAUGGAAGCAGCGAAUCAACUUUCGUCAGUAGUUCUGGCACCACUGGAAGGAGAAAAUGCAGUUGGCUUGGCAUCAGGCUCUCAUUUCGUUGGCAGUGGGGUUGAUGUGAAAUCCCUCUUGAAGAUGUGUAAGAACUGGAAGAAACCCUCAGCCCUUGUCAAAGGGAAGUGUGUGCUGAUCUCACGCUUGCGAUUUGAGGUUGAUAUUGGGUAUUCUGCAGAAGUGAUUGGAGUGUUCAAACAGAUAGAUUCCAGAAAUUAUGAUGUGAACACCAGAAAGUGGAAUUUCCUGCUGGAGGAUUACCCCAAACUAAUCGAAGUGUUACAGAGCCUCGUGUCAGUAGAAGUGGAGCCACUGCCCCAGGCAGUAAUACAGACCUUUGCUGCUCAGCUGCAGAGAUGCCUGUCACGCACAGACAUUCCUGAUGCCGACCUUUCAGUAGUGGACUCCAAAAUUGUGACGAGCCUCAUGCCCUUUCAGCGGGAAGGUGUGAAUUUCGCAAUUUUGAGAAAUGGACGUUUACUCCUUGCGGAUGACAUGGGCUUGGGCAAGACCAUCCAGGCGAUCUGCAUUGCUGCCUAUUACCAAAAGGAAUGGCCCUUGCUGGUGGUGACUCCUUCUUCCGUGAGGUUUACAUGGGCAGAGGCAUUUCACAGGUGGCUUCCAUCCUUGAGUCCAGAUAGCACUAAUGUCAUAGUGACUGGCAAAGACAACCUAACAGGAAGCUUGAUCAACAUCAUCAGUUUUGACCUUCUCAGUAAGAUGGACAAGCAACUUAAGAGCACAUUCCAAGUAGUUAUUGUUGAUGAAUCUCAUUUCCUAAAGAACAUAAAAACUGCACGAUGCCGAGCUGCCAUGCCUCUACUCAAGGCUGCCAAGAGAGUGAUCCUGCUUUCAGGAACCCCUGCCAUGUCACGGCCUGUGGAGCUCUACACGCAGAUCGCGGCUGUCCAGCCAUCUUUUUUCCCACAAUUCCACUCCUUUGGGCUACGCUACUGUGAUGCCAGAAAGAUGCCGUGGGGUUGGGACUACUCUGGAUCAUCCAACUUAACUGAACUGAAAAUUUUGCUGGAAGAGUCCAUCAUGAUCCGACGUCUGAAAUCAGAUGUGCUUUCCCAGCUUCCAGCAAAGCAACGCAAAAUGGUUGUGGUGGCUCCUGAAGGCAUUAACGCAAAGACCAAAGCUGUCUUGGAAGCUGAAGCAAAAAGGAUGGCCAAAGGAUAUAAAAGUAAACAACAGGAGAAGGAAGCUCUUCUCGUCUUCUUCAGCAGAACAGCAGAAGCUAAAAUCCGCUCAGUCAUAGAAUACAUCUUGGAGUUACUGGAAAGUGGGAAUAAUAAAUUCCUGGUGUUCGCUCAUCACAAGAUAAUGCUGGAUGCAGUUGUUGCAGAGCUGGAGAAGAAACACGUUGAGUACAUUCGCAUCGACGGCUCCACAUCUUCAGUCGAGCGGCAGUCUCUGUGCCAAAAGUUCCAGUUCUCAGAGAAGCAGGUUGUGGCUGUCCUUUCCCUCACUGCUGCAAACAUGGGCCUUACGUUGUCUGCUGCAGACCUGGUGGUGUUUGCAGAGCUCUUCUGGAACCCAGGGAUUUUGAUCCAAGCAGAAGAUCGGGCACAUCGAAUUGGACAGACCAGCUCCGUUAAUGUUCACUACCUGGUUGCUAGAGGCACAGCAGAUGACUACUUAUGGCCAAUGAUUCAAGAGAAGAUCAAAGUGCUGGGCGAAGCUGGUCUUUCAGAAACCAAUUUCUCUGAAACAGCUGAGUCCACUAAUUACUGUCCUAAGCCUGAUCCAAAGCAGCAGACCAUCUAUGACCUUUUCCAGAGGACCUUCUCUGAGAGCAGAGAUGAUGCUGAUGAUGCUUUGCUUUUAGAGGCAGCUGAUGCUGGCUGUGAGUUUGACUCUGACAGUGUCUUGCAAGAUAAAGAAGCAAAAACAUGUUCAGUGAGUCCCAAAAAAAAGCGGCGUAUUGAGGAGUUUUUUCAAGUGUAAUGGUGACAGCAAAAGAGAUGGCAACUAAGAGAUCUUUUUUAAUU
This is a messenger RNA of Neopelma chrysocephalum (saffron-crested tyrant-manakin), 3020 nucleotides long. RefSeq names its product SWI/SNF related, matrix associated, actin dependent regulator of chromatin, subfamily a like 1 (gene SMARCAL1). Gene Ontology annotation, molecular function: ATP-dependent chromatin remodeler activity; ATP binding. Gene Ontology annotation, biological process: DNA repair; replication fork processing. Gene Ontology annotation, cellular component: nuclear replication fork. The transcript has 16 exons. The record is from RefSeq and is a predicted model, not a curated record. NCBI's taxonomy places the organism in Eukaryota, Metazoa, Chordata, Aves, Passeriformes, Pipridae. The coding region runs from base 64 to 2976 and encodes 970 amino acids.